Tetranychus urticae (two-spotted spider mite) is the source of this 2114-nucleotide messenger RNA. RefSeq names its product pyruvate kinase PKM. Gene Ontology annotation, biological process: glycolytic process. Gene Ontology annotation, molecular function: magnesium ion binding; potassium ion binding; pyruvate kinase activity. NCBI's taxonomy places the organism in Eukaryota, Metazoa, Arthropoda, Arachnida, Trombidiformes, Tetranychidae. The record is from RefSeq and is a predicted model, not a curated record.
UAGUCUUUACCACUUUGCCCUUUGUUGUUUUUUUGGUUGAUUAUUUGCUUCUAUCCUCCUAUCAGUAAUUGUCAUUUUUAUAGAUUCCUAAGAAUUGCUUACUGUUGAUUCUCACUUCAUCAUUAAUUUUGCUUUACAAAUUUGUUAAGCCAUCGAUCUUUUUAAUCGAAAUAAUCUACUCAUUUAUUAAACGGUGUAUUAUUACUCUAAGAUCAAUGCCUCGAGCUAUGAGUCCAUCUAAAUUAUACUCUUGCCAAUUUCAGGCUGCCGAUGCUAAUUCCAGUCUUGAGCAUUUGGCUGCUUUGGACAUCGAUUCUAAACCACCUCUUGUUCGACAAACCGGAAUAAUAUGUACAAUCGGUCCUGCCUCUCGAGAAGUACCGAAGCUUAUUCAAAUGAUGAAAGCCGGUAUGAAUAUUGCUCGAAUGAAUUUCUCUCAUGGAACUUAUGACUAUCAUCAAGGAACCAUUGACAAUGUUAGAGAAGCUGUUAGGCAAUUGAGUGCUGAAUAUGGAGUUGGUGAGCAUCCUGUUGGAAUUGCUUUGGAUACUAAGGGACCUGAGAUCAGAACUACUCUAUUAGCUGGCGGUCCUUCUGCUGAAGUUGAAUUAGUUCGAGGAGCUACCAUCAAAGUCACUACUAAAGAUAAAUACAUCGAUAAAUGCUCUGCUGAAAUUUUACACUUGGACUAUAAAAAUAUUGUCAAAGUUGUUUCUCCUGGAAGCAAGGUUUAUAUCGAUGAUGGUCUCAUUUCAUUAGUUGUAAAGGAAGUUGGAUCUGAUUUUUUAAUUUGUGAGGUUGAAAAUGGAGGUAUGCUCGGCUCUAAAAAAGGCGUUAAUCUACCAGGAGCACUUGUUGACCUACCUGCCGUAUCAGAAAAAGAUAAGCAAGAUUUGAUGUUCGGUGUUCAAAACAAGGUUGAUAUGGUUUUCGCCUCUUUUAUCCGUAAUGCUGCCGGUGUUCAAGAAAUCAGAAAAAUACUUGGUGAGGAGGGUAAAGACAUUAAAAUUAUCUCUAAAAUUGAAAACCAUGAAGGUGUUAAAAAGAUAGACGAGAUCAUCGCAGAAUCAGAUGGUAUUAUGGUAGCUCGAGGAGAUUUGGGUAUAGAAAUUCCUACUGAGAAAGUUUUCUUAGCACAAAAAAUGAUGAUCUCUAAAUGCAACAUGGUGGGUAAACCGGUCAUCUGUGCAACCCAAAUGUUAGAAAGUAUGAUUAAAAAACCUAGACCCACUCGAGCUGAAAGUUCUGAUGUGGCCAAUGCAGUUUUAGAUGGAGCUGAUUGUGUUAUGCUUUCUGGUGAAACAGCAAAAGGAGAAUAUCCAAUCCAAGCUGUUUCCGUAAUGGCUGCUAUUUGUUUAGAAGCUGAAGCUGCUAUGUUCUCUAAGCAUAUCUUCAUUGAACUGAGCGCCAACACACCAUCACCAACUGAUUUAACAACGACCAUGGCAAUUGCUGCAGUAAACGCCUCUCUUAAAUGUAUGGCAUCUGCAAUUGUUGUGCUUACAACAACUGGUAGAACUGCUCAUCUCAUCUCCAAAUAUCGACCUCGUUGUCCCAUCAUCGCUGUUUCUCGCCACGCACAAACAACACGUCAAGCCCAUCUAUGGCGAGGACUCUUACCAAUCUAUUUUACCGGUGAACGAGCUGGUGACUGGCCUCAAGAUGUUGAUGGUCGUAUCCAAGCUGCUAUUGAUUUUGGUAAAGCUCGCAAUUUCAUGCGAACCGGUGAUUCUGUAAUCGUUGUCACUGGAUGGAGAAAGGGUCCUGGCUCUACAAACACCAUGAGAAUUGUUACAGUUGAAUAAAUAAAUCUCAAGAAUAUAAUUUAUCUAGGAACAAAAAAACUGUUUGUGAUGCCUAAAAGCAAUUAUUAUCCAAUCAAGAUCUUAACGAGUUUAAUAAUUCGAUUUGAAUUAUGUAUUUUAUUCGUUACAAAGCAAACAAUAACAUUUAUUGUUUAAUUAGUUUUAUUUCCAUAUUUUGAAAAUUAUAGUCUGUCAACUCUCAUUCUGUGAAUCUAUGUUAACCUGUAAUCACGUUGUUAACGCUCUUGCGAAUAGUCAUGGUGUAACAAGAUUCUUAUCUGAAAAUUAAAAGAAAUUAAUUUUAAUGUU